AAAACAGAUUACGAGACAGGUUUUCUGUUUCUUGGAUAUUGAUAUUGCAUGUUUCGCGGUGCCGCUUCUCUGAGGCAACUGCUGCGACUUUCGGGGGCAUUGAAACCUGCGGGCUCCUAUUCAUACGGCAACACACUCGCGACUCAACGCACUGUUAAAAGGCAUUCCUUUGCCUCAUUUGCGCCAAUGGCAGGCACCGUCGAGGUCGAAACCGUCGAGAAGGAUGGGAAACAAUAUCGUUUGGUGAAAGAGGGAAAGGCGACCAUUUUGGUGCCCCAUGGUGCCAAGAUUGGAGAGGACCGAGGAGAAGUGCAACAGGUGUUUUACAACCCCAUCCAGCAGUACAAUCGAGAUCUGUCUGUGCUCGCCAUCAAGACAUACGGCGAAGAGAUUUUGGCGAAAAGGAAGGAAAAGAUUCUGGCAAAGUCAAACAAACUAGGGAAGAACAAAAAGCGAAAGCGAGACGAGACGGACGAGGCUGGCCCCUCAGCUGAGACGGAAACGACGUCGACUCUGCCUCCAGGCCAGGCCACCGAAGCUUCGGAGGAGCAAAAGACUCACAAAUCAACAUUCACGAUGCUGGAUGCCUUAUCGGCAUCCGGACUGCGAGCGCUUCGAUACGGCCACGAACUUCCCUUUGUCACUUCCAUUAAUGCCAACGAUCUGUCCAAGUCUGCGGCCGAGUCUAUCAAGCUCAAUGUGAGCCACAACGGCCUCGACGAUAUAAUCUCGGUAACCAACGAAGAUGCGCUUGCACACAUGUACCGCGCAAUCGCAGACGGCCUCUCCAAGAGGGAUCGCCACGGCAAUCCGUCCAAGUCUCACAAAUUUGACGUGAUCGAUCUGGACCCAUACGGAACCGCUGCACCCUUUUUCGACGCUGCGUUACAGUCUGUAAGAGAUGACGGCGGUCUUCUAUGCAUUACCUGCACUGAUAGUGCCGUGUGGGCGGGACAUAGCUACUGCGAAAAGACUUUUGCCUUGUAUGGCGGUACUCCGAUUAAGGGGAUGCACUCUCACGAGGCUGGACUGCGAUUAAUCCUGAAUGCCGUUGCUACGUCUGGCGCCCGGUACGGGUUGAGCAUUGAGCCUUUGCUGUCCCUUUCCAUCGAUUUUUACACAAAAGUAUUCAUCAAAGUUACCAAAUCACCGCAAGCUGUCAAGUUCCUGGGCUCGAAAACCAUGAUUGUGUACAGCUGUGACCACGGUUGCUCCGCCUUUGAGACACAAUAUCUCCUAAGAAGCAAACCGACUCCGAACAAAAAGGGCAGUGGAUCGUUUUAUAAGCACGGCAUGGCGGCAGGACCACCAACAGACAGACACUGUCAACAUUGCGGGAACAAGAUGCACGUCAACGGCCCAAUGUAUGGAGGCCACAUCCACUCGGCCGAGUUUAUUGAAAAGCUUCUUGAACAAAUCCCCAAUGCAUCACCGGAAGUGUAUGGAACUCUCCCAAGAUUGGAAGGCAUGCUACGAACGGCCUUGGAGGAGAUCAUUCCAGGCCCCGAGCCGGAUCCCACGGUAGAUCCCAAAGACGCCAAGCAUGCAGAGAUUGACAACUGUCCCUUCUUUGUCAUUCCUUCUAAGCUAGCAACAGUGGUGUCUUGCCAGGCUCCCAGCGACGACAUGUUCCGCGGCGCUUUAAUACAUCUCGGAUACCAAGUUGGGCGAAGCCACUGCCGACCUGGCAGCGUCAAGACGGAUGCGCCUUGGUCUACUCUCUGGUGGAUCAUGACAGAAUGGAUUCGUCAAAAGUCUCCCAUCAAAGCGUCGAAAUUCACCCCGCUGAUGCCUGGUUGGAAAAUUCUGCAUUCCGCCGGAUUGGUUGGUCGAGAAGAUGGAGCAGUGCCACAGGAAGCCGACAGCGAAAUGGAAGAUGCCCAGGCAGCAACAACGGCGGAUGCUCAGAGUGAGGAGGCGACGAAUAAGGGAGAUGAGCAAGUCACAAGCCCGAGCGAGUUGGAGCUGCGGAAAACGCUGGUGUUCAACGAAGAGCUCGCACAGCUGGGCCGCCUGCGGGAUGCUCAGAAGCUGGUGCGGUACCAGAUGAAUCCCCGGCCAGACUGGGGCCCUUUGUCCAAGGCCAAGGCGUCAUGAUGGCUGGAAGAUGGAAAAGAUGAUGAAUGAAUGUAGAUGUAUAUAUGAUUGGACUUUUAGUAUAUUUGCGGUAAU
Molecule: messenger RNA, 2172 nt
Organism: Trichoderma asperellum CBS 433.97
Lineage: Eukaryota; Fungi; Ascomycota; Sordariomycetes; Hypocreales; Hypocreaceae
Biological process (GO): tRNA N2-guanine methylation
Cellular component (GO): nucleus
Molecular function (GO): RNA binding; tRNA (guanine(10)-N2)-methyltransferase activity
Source: RefSeq, a predicted model, not a curated record